Molecule: messenger RNA, 1470 nt
Organism: Aspergillus bombycis
Lineage: Eukaryota; Fungi; Ascomycota; Eurotiomycetes; Eurotiales; Aspergillaceae
Product: NDT80 / PhoG like DNA-binding family protein
Exons: 1
Coding region: 1-1470 (489 amino acids)
Biological process (GO): positive regulation of transcription by RNA polymerase II; meiotic cell cycle
Cellular component (GO): nuclear chromosome
Molecular function (GO): DNA-binding transcription factor activity; DNA binding
Source: RefSeq, a predicted model, not a curated record
AUGUCGCAAUACACCACGACUCCGCGAGUUUUGGAAAGCACUAUAGACCGAACAUCUCAAAAUUUGUUAUAUGGUCAACCGGGGAACAUGUUGAUGGAGCCGGUCCAGCGCAUGCCAGCACCAAUGACAGAUGCUCCCCCUUUUGGCGAGACUAAUAUUAUACACCAAAUCAUUUGCGGCAAUCAGACUAUUAAAACAGAGAUACAAGCUAAGAUACAUAAGGGAUUCUUUCAGGUCGAUGAAAAGUGGACCUGUUAUCGGAGAAAUUACUUCUCUGUCUCAUGUUCUUUCUCGCUACACCCAUGGACUCAUACGCCUCUUUACCUCAAAUAUGACCAAGGAACCGAGCGUGUUACGCAGUUUGCCAUGUCCAUAUCAGCCAUUGUGAAUCAACAGUUUAGCGAAGCCCGCGAGCUAGUUCAACACACACCAAAGCGGGAUAAACAGUCAGAGAGGAAACCCGGGAAAGUUGUUUUACAGCCCUCUCAACCACCACCAUUGGUCCUUAGCCAUUCGUCUGGAUCUGGUGGCAGUCAGCAUACAUUUGGCCUAGCCUCUCAAUCAGUAGGGAUGUCUCUUGACUAUAACGGCUCAUACAACAGUCCUCCACAACCUUCGCAGCCUCCGACACAACAUACAUUUGAGCGCAUUCAGUUUCAAAAGGCCACGGCUAAUAAUGGGAAGCGUCGAGCACAGCAGCAAUACUACAACCUAGUUGUCGACCUUUACGCAGAAGUUGCAGAGUCCCAGUGGAUCAAAGUUGCUAGGAAGCUGUCACAUCCAAUGGUUGUGCGCGGCCGCUCCCCCGGUCAUUACAAAGAUGGCCGACGAGACAGCUCGACAAGCAUGGGUCCUGAUGGGGGAAGCGGUGGCUCAGGCGACGGCAGUGGAGGGGCUGUACUACACCCAGGCAUGGGAGCAGCUGCACGGUCUCACUUGGCCCUCAUGUCGUACGACUCUUCGCAGCGCGGUGGUCCACACUAUGGCCGGGCUGACUACAGCCAAAUAGCAACAACUGGCCAGUCCGCACUAAGUGGAAGCCCGCACAUCUCAUCGUCGUCAUCAUCGGCCUUCGAUAUAGGCGUCCUGAGUGAUUCCAUGGACCCUAUGGAUCCCGUUAAGAGCACGUCAGGCAUUGAUUCGUAUCAUGACUCCAGCUUUGGACUACUGGACGGCCGAAAACCUGAAAGUCAGUUUCGCCACCAACUGCGCCCUUUCGAGUAUGAGCCUGUCUCAAAACCUAGUGAGGAGUCCAGCACAACCUUUCAUGAGCCAUUCGAUCCGAUGAUAUCCAUGAUAUCAAACGGACAAGGCGAGUCUUCACACUACCUGAAGCACCCACCCAGGAUGACGUCUCAUAUGUACCAUCAUCCCACUACCAGCAGCAGCUAUGACCCCAUUUACUCAGCACGCUCCAAUAAUAGCAGUCAUUAUCCUCGAUUCCAGAGCUCCCAAAGCUUAUGUGCUUAG